CGUGAGUAGCAUGGGCGUGGGAGGUGGGCGGCGCGUGUCACCGGGCCUCCAGUGCCUCGUGUGCGGCGACACUUCGUCAGGAAAGCACUACGGGAUCCUGGCCUGCAACGGCUGCUCGGGCUUCUUCAAGAGGUCGGUCAGGAGGAAGCUGAUCUAUAGGUGCCAAGCAGGAACGGGUGCCUGCGUGGUAGACAAGGCACACAGGAACCAGUGCCAGGCAUGCAGACUCAAGAAGUGCCUGCAGAUGGGCAUGAACAAAGAUGCGGUUCAGAACGAGAGACAGCCCAGGAACACAGCCACCAUAAGACCUGAAGCCUUCGCCGAAAUGGACCAGGAGAGGCUCUUGAGGGAGGCUGCCGUGGCCGAGUCCGUGCAGGAGACCGCGGCCAGACUGCUCUUCAUGGCGGUCAAGUGGGCGAAGAACCUGCCGUCGUUCAGCAGUUUGCCCUUCAGAGACCAGGUCGUUCUCCUGGAGGAGGUGUGGUCAGAGCUCUUUGUCCUGAACGCAGUCCAGUGGUCUCUGCCGCUGCCCACGUGCCCCCUUCUCUCGCCCUCCGCCCACGCUCACGCCCUUGCCCACGCCCACAAAGCAGCCCAGGCCGCCCACGACAUCAGACAGCUCUCUGAAGUGGCGGGGGCUUUCAGGGACUUGGCGGUCGACCCGGCGGAGUUCGCUUACUUGAAGGCCAUCGUCCUCUUCAGACCGGUCCGAGGCCUGAAGGACGCCGCGCAGGUGGAGUCGCUGCAGGACCAAGCUCAGGUGAUGCUCAGCCAACACGUGAGGGCGCACUACCCCGCCCGCCCUGCUCGCUUCGGCCGCCUGCUCCUCCUGCUGGCGACGCUCAGAUCUCCGCCUCCUCCUCGGGUGCAGGCGCUCUUCUUCACGGCCACCAUCGGCAACACGCCCAUGGAAAAGAUCCUGUGCGACAUGUACAAGAGUUGA
This is a messenger RNA of Penaeus vannamei (Pacific white shrimp), 943 nucleotides long. The record is from RefSeq and is a predicted model, not a curated record. Lineage: Eukaryota; Metazoa; Arthropoda; Malacostraca; Decapoda; Penaeidae.